Molecule: messenger RNA, 1115 nt
Organism: Ectocarpus sp. CCAP 1310/34
Lineage: Eukaryota; Phaeophyceae; Ectocarpales; Ectocarpaceae
Source: the annotation of a GenBank genome assembly
AUGAAGUUUGGGGGGAAGGGGAUGAUCCAGCUGAUGGUACUGCUGUACAAUUGGGUGUGGAAAAACGAGUAUACGCCAAGUAGAUGGAGGGAAGGAGUGGUUGUGAACUUGUUCAAGAAAGGAGACAAGACUGACCCAGGAAACUACAGGGGGAUCACACUGUUGAACACAGUAGGAAAAGUGUUCUGUAAGCUGCUGAACGAUAGGAUAGUGGGAGUAUUGGAGAAGGAACAUAGCAUUAGUGAGGGCCAGGCAGGUUUCCGCAAGAAGAGGGGGUGCGUAGACCACGUGUUCCCAGUAGGGAGAAUCAUUCAAGGUUUCCGAAAGAAGAGGGGGUGCGUAGACCACGUGUUCACGGUAGGGAGAAUCAUCCAAGGUAGAAAGAGGGCGGGAAAGCCGACGUACUGCUUCUUCCUGGACGUGAAAAAGGCAUACGACACAGUAGUCAUGGUGUGCAACAAGAGCAAGGAGGAACCAGUAGAACAUAGAUGGAAGUGGGGGAUGGAGGAGAUUGCAGUAGUGGACCAGUACACAUACCUCGGAGUAGAGAUCGCAAAAGACUGCUCGUGGAAUGCACACAUGUCCAAGGUAGCGGAAAAGGGCAAAUCACGAGCAGGGAAGCUGCACCCAAUACUCGCAAACCGGCACCUCGAUACACGCAUCAAAUUGACGGUUUUAAAGAGCGUAAUCGUACCGCCGCUAGAGUACGCCGGAGAAGUAUGGGAAGCAAAUAAGGAGAGGGCGUAUGGAAGGGGCUCGACAUCGACGAAGAUGAAACGCUGGAAACGGAGGGUCCAGGGAAUCAAGAAGAUAUCUGUUGCUUGUACCGAGAGAGAAGAACAGAAUCUAAGGAACGAAUCCAAGGAUAAGGCAGGUCUAGAAGUGUACGGAAUGUUGAAGGAAGGAAUAGGGUUCAGGGACUACCUACAUGGACCAAUGGAUGCAGGAACAAAGCUUGAGGUCAAAUUCAGGACCGGGGACACAGGCCUUCGAGAACGUCGACGGAGACACACGACGGUAGACAACGCUGACGACGAGUUCAAUUUAAUGUGAUUGCGGCUUCGAAUGCGAAGACCGUGUCAAUGUAGUCGCGGAAUGUCCGUGGUACAAGAAAG